CACGUAUCUAGAUACAGAAAAAAUUUCAGCCUCCCCCAAACCAGAAAUGAUGGCUAGCAUUGACAAGCACAUACUGAAAUAAUGCAACAUCUACACAAGAAUCUUUAAUUUCCAUUCAACAAGAGCUGCCGCAAGUACUGUUGCAGCACAAGGUGGCAUGGAUAUAGUCGCAGUCAAACAGCAUGCAAACUGGUCUCUCACAAGCAACACCUUUGAGAGAUACUACUACAAGCCAAACUCCCGGUAUGAACAAGUGGCAGAAAUGGUGGACCAAAUUAUUUUUAUGGAUACUAUAUACAAUACCAUAUCAGAAGGAGCUGGAGAGGAGGCAGCAAUCCCUGUGUUAUAAAGAAUACACAAUUUUGAAUUCUUGUCAAGUUUGAUUUUUAUUUAAAAUAAAAAAUAAACUGCUAGAAAGACAAGCUUUAUCGAUUAACUACUCUAUUAGUACCUUUUAGCAGAAUCUCAUUUUUACCUUGUCUCAACUAAAUUCCCUUUCUAUCCCAAAUUGUAUUCUUUUGUGUCUCAAUUCUCAUUUUUGUUUGUCCAAAAAAGUAUAAAUACAGUAUAUAAUAUAUAACCAGCCAAAAAAUAAUAAUAUCAGGGCAUACAUAAAAUUCAUUAAAUAUAAAUGUAUAUGUACAAGUGCAAAGCAUCGGCAGUUUCCUACAACUAUACCUUUAAUAAAAACUUAAAGUAAUUAUCACUUU
This is a messenger RNA of Phycomyces blakesleeanus NRRL 1555(-), 710 nucleotides long. RefSeq lists its product as hypothetical. NCBI's taxonomy places the organism in Eukaryota, Fungi, Mucoromycota, Mucoromycetes, Mucorales, Phycomycetaceae. The record is from RefSeq and is a predicted model, not a curated record. The transcript has 3 exons. The coding region runs from base 158 to 349 and encodes 63 amino acids.